Molecule: messenger RNA, 375 nt
Organism: Torulaspora globosa
Lineage: Eukaryota; Fungi; Ascomycota; Saccharomycetes; Saccharomycetales; Saccharomycetaceae
Exons: 1
Coding region: 1-375 (124 amino acids)
Source: RefSeq, a predicted model, not a curated record
AUGUUCUACCUUCCUAAUCAAUGGAUGAUAACAAACCGCUCUGAUUCACCACGCACAGCAACUAGAAAGACCCUGCUUAGAAACAAGAUGGACCCAUCAGCUAAGCUGAGCGAAGUAGACAGUAACACUCAAGUGAGCAAUGGUGUCAGCGAAAACGGAAACCUGACAAGGUCAGAUAUAUCCUCGUUAUCGGAUCAGAAAGAACAAUCGAUAGCUGAUCUGAUCAACGAGUCCCAGAGGCUUCAAAAGGACAUCAAUAGUAUUUUUGCUGAAUUGAGCGACAUAAAUCGACAAGUUCGCAUUGACAUUGAUGAUUUCUGUCGAAUUGGUUUGCACAACACUUCCGCUAUUCUAAACAGCAGCAGCUCCGAGUAA